AUGAGGGUAUGCUCAAGAAACACAUAUGCCACGGUGAAUGGAAUUCUCCAAUUUUUCAGUGUUGCUAUAGCAAAUCUCCAUGGCAAUGACCCUAAUCAGGGAAGGGGGGAUGCAGGGGGGACGCAUGCUCAGAGUGGCUGCUGGAGCCUCGCCUGCUCGCUACAGCUGCUCCAAGGGUCUGGCACACAGGCGAAGAGAAAGAUCAGGCAGGGAAGAAAGCUUGAAUUAUUGAUAAGAGUAAUGGCGUUGCUGUCUGUCUGGAGCGUGGUGCGUGUGGCGAUCCCGUUCAUCUCAGUGGUUGGCCUGCUAAGCGUGAGGCUUGUGGGGGCCGGCCAGGACUCUGGGAGUGUCAUUCCUGCAGAAAGUCGUCCCUGUGUUGACUGCCAUGCGUUUGAGUUCAUGCAGAGGGCGUUGCAGGAUUUAAAGAAGACAGCAUAUAAUCUAGACACACGGACAGAAACCCUCCUCCUGAGAGCGGAAAAGAGAGGCCUGUGUGAUUGCUUUUGUGCAAUACACUGA
Aptenodytes forsteri (emperor penguin) is the source of this 519-nucleotide messenger RNA. RefSeq names its product chromosome unknown C4orf48 homolog (gene NICOL1). The coding region runs from base 1 to 519 and encodes 172 amino acids. The record is from RefSeq and is a predicted model, not a curated record. NCBI's taxonomy places the organism in Eukaryota, Metazoa, Chordata, Aves, Sphenisciformes, Spheniscidae. The transcript has 5 exons.